AUGGAGUUCGUGAUGGAAGGAUGGCCGUUAAAGCAAGACUUGAUGCCAAGUCAUCAGCCAUUUUUUCGAGUUCAAGAGGAACUCACGGUAUUCGAAGACCUCCUAAUACGUGGAGAUCGCAUAGUGGUACCACCAGCGUUCACGGGACAUCUCAUACAGCUAGCCCAUGAAUCGCACCCAGGCAUCGUGCGCACCAAGCAGCGUUUAAGGGAGAAAUACUGGUGGCCACAGAUGGAUAAACAAGUUGAGAAUGCUGUCAAGUCGUGUCAUAUUUGUCAAGACGCCGAUAAAAGUGCGAAGACGGCUGACACGCCACUGCAGCCCAUUCCGUUUCUGAGCAGGCCAUGGGAGAAGGUAGCUGUGGACAUAAUGGGCCCUUUUGAAAAAGCUCCUCCUGACUGCAGGUACGCCAUCGUGAUGGUGGACUAUUUUUCUAAAUGGCCAGAGGCCAAGUUCUGCGCGAAUGUGACAGCAUCAACAAUUUUGGACUUCCUGAGAUCAGUGUUUGCACGAGAAGGCUAUCCGGACAACCUGGUGUCCGAUCACGGACGCCAGUUCAUUUCACAUCAGUUUGAACAGUUCCUCAGGGAUAGAGGCAUUCAACAUUCAUUUUCAUCUCUGUAUUAUCCACGUGCAAACGGGCUUGUUGAAAGGUUUAAUAGAGUUCUGAAAAACUAUGUCCAAGCCACGUUCUUGGAAAGAAGACCACUGCGACAAACCGUCACCGAGUACCUGGGACUGUACAGAUGUACCCCGCAUGCAACUACCGGAAAAUCACCUGCUGAACUUUUACAUCGCAGGAAACCACGGACACGACUGGACAUCGUUGGGAUACCGUCAUCUUUACUUGAGGAUGAUCCUGCUGCAGCAAUGACCAAUCUACGUGAACGCGUGCGCAGGCAUCAGCAACAGAGAAAGACCUACACGGACCAGAAACGUAGUGCCAAAGCGCCAAAAUAUAAAGUAGGAGAUUACGUUCGGGUACGCAAACCAGGAUUCACUCCAAAAGGAAUGCCGGCAUUCUCCAAGCCACUCAAAAUCAUCCGACAAAAAGGGACGUACUCGUUCCAACUAGCCGACGGCAACACAUGGAACGCAUCAAAGUUCGCACCAGCGGCUAUUCAACCAGCAAGUAGCAACCCCACACCUUCCACGGAAUCCUUCAGGCUGGAUUAUCCCACCUACAUUACUACGGGUAUGGAUGCCUCCGAUGUCCCUGUAUCCCAGUCACAACACGAGGCCAAUCAAGAAGCGGCACCACAAGUUUACCCCCCUGCUACUGGCAUCGGUGCGCCAACUGAUGUGCCAGGGGCAGGAUCACGUUUGCCUUCGAACGAAGGUGCAGGACAGCAGACACGUCUGCUGGCUCCGAGACAUAGACGUCCUCCCAAAAGAUACGGGGACCCCGUCGGUCAUUAA
Ornithodoros turicata is the source of this 1419-nucleotide messenger RNA. RefSeq lists its product as uncharacterized. The record is from RefSeq and is a predicted model, not a curated record. Bases 1 to 1419 code for a protein of 472 amino acids. Lineage: Eukaryota; Metazoa; Arthropoda; Arachnida; Ixodida; Argasidae. Gene Ontology annotation, molecular function: nucleic acid binding. Gene Ontology annotation, biological process: DNA integration. The transcript has a single exon.